Salvia splendens (bonfire salvia) is the source of this 2177-nucleotide messenger RNA. Its product is annotated as cyclin-T1-5-like. Gene Ontology annotation, biological process: regulation of transcription by RNA polymerase II. Bases 667 to 1848 code for a protein of 393 amino acids. Gene Ontology annotation, molecular function: cyclin-dependent protein serine/threonine kinase regulator activity. Lineage: Eukaryota; Viridiplantae; Streptophyta; Magnoliopsida; Lamiales; Lamiaceae. The record is from RefSeq and is a predicted model, not a curated record. The transcript has 7 exons.
CUUCUUCUUCUUCAUAAUAAAGCCAGAAAUAUUUGGUACUCCACUUAAUGAAAUGACAUUUGCUCGAGCUCAUUGCUUCUUCUAAAACUCUGUAUUUUCUCUCACACAUUCCAUAGACAAACCCUAAUCUCAAUAGGAAUUGCGUAUUUCCAGCGCGAAAUUGGCGAUCGAUCCUUUUCAUAUCUAUCUACUUGUUUCCAAUCAGGCAUUGUUACUUUAUAUCAGUUAUUAUUAUUAUUUCAAUUCAAUUUCAAUUUGAAUUCUUUUUUACUGGUUUAGACCAUCUUCAACUAUACUCCAAAAAUGAGUUUUGGUAAAGAAAUCUUCUCCAACCAAACGCAAACUCAUUUUUAGUGUUUUUUUGUGAAACAACCCCAAAUACGGUCUUACUGCAAAAAUUUUGUGAGACAAAAACUUAAAAAUUGUGUAAAUUUUGAAUUUGGUGUAAAUGGUUGGAGUAAAACUACUUUUUGGUAUGACAUGUACUCGAAAAUGGGUUUGAGUUCGGGGUAAAUGAUUGGAGUUUAAAAUUGUUUUGCAGAAUAUUGCAUCUAAUUGCGUUGGAUAUCGAUUUUGUGCUGUAUCUUGCUCAUAUUCAUCUAAAGUUGAUAGGAUUUUGGAUAUUGAACUCUCAAAUACUAGUUUUGAUGCAUCCCUAAAGGAAUUAUGUCUUCUGCGCGCCCUCAGCAACCACGAGGUGGAAAAUUUCACAGAGAUCAUCGAUCACCUUGUGGUGGAAAUAGCAAUAUGAUCGUGAGGACUACUGACACAUCUAUUAAUUACUAUGGGGUCUAUGGCACACAUGACUACAACAACUACCAUGGCUCUAGUCAAACAUAUAGUUUGGAUGAACUCACGUAUAACUGUCAUGAGCCUGUUUAUGAACCAUCUUCCAAAAGGAGAAGGACUUCAACUUUCUCUUGUGAAAGCACUGCGAUUAUUUAUCAGCAGCAAGAGACAUCCCAAAAUGAUCUUGUAUAUCGUACUGCUGACCCAUGCAAACCUUCCAAAUACUAUAAUGCUUGCGGUGCCCAAUUAGUCUGCAAAACUUCUGCUGUUGUUGCUGAAACCAGGUCUGGUGGUGCCAAUGUGAAUGCUUUGUCCAUAUCGAAGCGUGACCGGUUAAAGUUUGAGGAUGAGGAAGUGGUUUUCAUGUCGAGGGAUGACAUAGAGAAGUCCUCACCUUCGAGAAAAGAUGGCAUUGAUCAGCUGCAUGAAACAUAUCUGCGAUACUCAUAUUGUUCCUUCCUUCAAAAUGUUGGGGCUAGGCUUCAUCUACCGCCAACAACCAUUGGGACUGCCAUGGUUCUCUGCCAUCGUUUCUUUGUUCGCCGCUCUCAUGCCUCUCAUGAUAGAUUCCUGAUAUCUACUGCAGUACUUUUCCUGGCUUCCAAGUCUGAGGAGACACCAUGCGCUCUGAAUGAUGUACUAAAAGCAUCGUGCGAAAUUCUCCACAAGCAAGACUUCUCACUUCUCUCAUAUAUGUUACCCAUUGAUUGGUUAGAAAAAUAUCGUGAACGGAUGAUUGAUGCUGAGCAAUUGGUCUUAACAACUUUAAAUUUCGAGCUAAAUGUGCAGCAUCCAUAUGAAUCUCUGACAUCUACGCUUCAGAAACUAGGCUUUGCGCAGUCUGUCUUGUUGAAUAUGGCCCUGAACUUUGUCAGUGAAGGACUUAGAAGUUCACUAUGGCUUCAGUUCAAACCUCACCAGAUAGCUGCUGGUGCUGCCUACCUUGCUGCCAAAUUCCUGAAUAUGAAUCUUGCUUCAUGUGAUAGCAUCUGGAAUGAGUUCCACACACCGCCAUCUGUACUUAAAGAUGUUGCACAUCAGCUAAUGGAAUUAUUUUAGAAGAUCUAAGAUGAACUGCCGAUUCAGCUUACAUUUCCAUAAACUCCCACUCUACUCUAGUUCAUCACGGUUUUAUUGAAGUUUUUCACAUAGUCAAUGACAAAACCUUCUUUAUGCAAAGUAAAUCAAGAAAACCACACUAAUUGUAAGUAUAUACUGCACAAACUCCCCUUAUAUCGUUGUAUGCAUCGACUCCAAUAUUAUGUUAUAACUUGAUGUAAAUAGUGAGACACAGGCAAAGAGAGUUGAAAAGCCAUUGAAAAAUGAUGGAUAAAAAAGUUCUCUCCUUGUAAACUCCUCAUUUCUUUUCCAUCUAUUUUUCAUCAAAA